This is a messenger RNA of Amoebophrya sp. A25, 234 nucleotides long. Lineage: Eukaryota; Dinophyceae; Syndiniales; Amoebophryaceae. The record is from the annotation of a GenBank genome assembly.
CGGAAACGGACGAAGUCAUCUAAACGAGGUUACCGUUUUGCUGGACGAAGAAACGCGAGAAAGGGCGACAAUCACUGCCGAGUACUGGGAUAGUGAGCAUCCUCAUGUGCAAGGUGCAGCUGAUAGGGAUAAUCGGUCAGAUCUCAAGCAUUGUUAUUUGCCUUUGCUAUAUACUCUCCUUUGGCCAUAUUGCGCACUAGGAGGCUUUUUGGGCGGUGGACUUGUUGAUGUCAC